Molecule: messenger RNA, 2822 nt
Organism: Ahaetulla prasina
Lineage: Eukaryota; Metazoa; Chordata; Lepidosauria; Squamata; Colubridae
Product: leucine-rich repeat-containing protein 3-like
Exons: 1
Coding region: 1-765 (254 amino acids)
Molecular function (GO): protein binding
Source: RefSeq, a predicted model, not a curated record
AUGUCGGUGUGGUCUGUCUUCUUGUUCCUGAUCCAUGGCUUGCAUGGCCAUCAGUUGUGCCCUCGAAGGUGUGACUGCCCGCCAGGAAACGGUGUGGUGUGGUGCAGUUGGAGAAAUCUGAUGGUUAUCCCGUUCGACAUUCCUCAUGACACUCGGGUGUUGUACCUAGACUCUAACUGGAUUGUCCACAUAUCCAGCGGGGCCUUCCACGACCUGAAACUCCUCCAUGAACUUCACCUGGCAGACAAUCUCAUCGAGAGCAUUUCUCCAGCAGCCUUUCACGGCUUAGGGAAUGCACUGAGGCUCCUGGACCUUUCAGGGAAUAAGCUGCAAAACAUAGACCCUGCUCCUUUUGUCAUGCUGACCUGGGUGAAGCUAGAACUCUACAACAAUCCCUGGCAUUGUGACUGCUCCCUGCAGGAGCUGAUGAAGGCUCUUUCCUUAGGAGCCAGGACGGCAGAAGACAUUGUGUGCGCCACUGCAAAUUGGAAGGAGUAUGUUGGGAAGACUUUGUCCCAGCUGGUCAGCACUGGCGUCAACUUCUGUGUCACUCAGCAAAAGAAUACCGAUUUUGCAAUGCUGCUCACUAUGUUCAUCUGGUUUGGUGUCGUGAUCACUUACGUCAUCUAUUAUAUCCGGCGCAACCAAGCCGAAUCCCGGCGUCACUUGGAAUACCUCAAAUCCUUGCCGGUUCCCAGCAGCAGCUCAUUCCAACCCGAGGAGAAGGAGGUGGAUGAAGAUAAUACACUCAGCACAAUCCUCUGACGGACUAGACUCACACACGUGCUGGGGCUACACAACAGAACUGCUUUGGAAGCAGAUUUAAUCGGAUAAGAAUUUGUCCCUCUAAAGAAACCUAGCUUUAAAUCUAGGGAACAACAACAACAAAAUGCUGCUUAAGACAAAGAACCAAUGCUGCCGUCCAACUAUAAUGGUUAUACAGGGAAGACCUUGGGAGGCUGGGCCCAGAAAUGCUGCUAGGAACCAGUCAGUUAAGAGACAGCAUACUGCAGCUGGAUAGUGGGUGGUGCAAGAGGCUCUAAAAGAAUCACCCCUAAUUUCUCAGGAAGUAAAGGAGACAGUGGAGAAUUGUAUUUUCAGAUUCACAAGACUGAUGUCAGCCUUACCAGGGAGACCAGACAGGAAACACAAGUAGAUGAACUAAUUCUAUUUCCCCGAAAAUAAGUUUCCCAGUCUUAUAUUUUUUUGAACCCUGAAAUAAGCACUUGGCCUUAUUGCUAUGCGCUCAAAAGCCCGAUUGGGCUUAUUAUCAGGGGAUGUCUUAUUUUGGGGCAAACAGGGUACUUUAUUGCAAGUCUUUUUUUUCUUCUUCCUUCCGUUCAAUCCUGUCUGAUACUCAGAGGCUGCCUGGAUGAGUCCCAGAAGUUUUCCUGGCAAGAUUUUUUUUUCCAGAAGUGGCUUAUCAGUGCUCACUUUCUCGGGCUUAGAGAGAACGGCUGGCCCAAGAUCAUACAGUUGGCUUCGUAUCUCAGAUAGGACUAGAACUCAUGGUCUCCGGGUUUCUAACAUGAUGCCUUAACCACUACUACAGCAAGCUAGUUUCAUUGUAAGGCUACAUUAACAGAGUCUCUAACCAAUCCAUUUCUCUCACUUGACAAUUUUAGCUACAAGAAUUACUCCAGUAUGAUUUUACUUGAUUUAUGUCCUUCUCUCCGGAUAGGCUGGAAUAUUAUCUGGGUUAAACAAUGGGCUAAACUGGGUUUGGGCUAAGAUUGCAACCCAUCAGAUAUCUUGGGUGUUUAUUUGGUAGUUUGUCCAAGUGUGCUACUUGCUAUUUUUUCAGAAUAGAUCUUAAUCCACUAACUCCCACUCAAUUUGUACCAAACUCACCGACAACUCUUUUUCUCCCGGCUUCUCCCACAAAUAUCCGAUUGGUUAAAUUAGCAGCAGCCUGAAAUGUGAGAAUUCCCUUCCCCAACUGUGGAUGCCCUUAAGAUGGAUGGAUCAAAGACCGGCUUUAAAAUCAUCCUCUAAAAAAAUUACAUUUCCACCUUUCACCAACUAGAUGGGUGGUUCCUGGUCCUCUUAGAUCAGGGGGAACGUGUCUGUUUAAACUGCUGCGAGCCUCACCCUUCUCCACUUGGGCUGCUAAAAUCCACUUCCAGUAGACCCUUUGUACGGGUGGGUUCUUCGUUUCUGUCUUCCCUCCCACCUAUAAAGUUUGCAGAGUUUCCUUUCUCCCAGUGGCCACUUUUUGUAAACACUUUGAAGCAUGAGUAAUAUGCAUAAUGGUUGGCAUCUCCGUUUUUUUUCCUGGCAAGCAUCCCCUGUGCCUUUAACGGUAGAACAAAAGGCAAAAAAAAAAAAAUCACAGAUGUAAUUAUCCUUGUAAUCCUUGUUGGAAUUAUGCCCUUUAAAACUGCACUUGCAGCAUUAUUUCUGCCUUUUGUCUCCCCCACAGGCCACCAUGCUAUAUAAUCCAAAACAGUUGUUUAAAAGCUAGAUCCCUUUUCUAUUGUGUACACUGUUUCUUGUAAUCACACUUGAUAAAGCACCUGUCAGUCAGUUUGGAUCCCUCUUUCUAGAUAUAUCAUAGUUUAAUACUAGGGAGCAAAGCAUGAAAUCAGUAACAAAAUCCCAGUUUCUUAAUCCCUGGUGUUUUACAGAGAGGUUUCCAUCUAAUCUGCUCAGUUAUUGCCAUUCCCCACCUGCCCCAAAACUGAUUUGAUAUCCUCUUAAAGACUCUCAGCGUAUUACAGCAGAAGUAGUCAGCUGACAGCUUCAAUCUAAUUUCCAAAGAAGCAAAAUUCAAUUCAAGAAGACUAACAGCUCUUUCUCCUUUUCUUGGGAGCAUCUCCAUG